This is a messenger RNA of Epinephelus moara (kelp grouper), 2129 nucleotides long. Its product is annotated as regulator of G-protein signaling 5-like. The transcript has 5 exons. The coding region runs from base 126 to 764 and encodes 212 amino acids. The record is from RefSeq and is a predicted model, not a curated record. NCBI's taxonomy places the organism in Eukaryota, Metazoa, Chordata, Actinopteri, Perciformes, Serranidae.
GGGUGGAGAUAGUAACAGCCUGCUGUCUAACACUGAAAGCCCUGCGACUAGCAAGCACACUGUUGCUUCCAGUACUGUCAUUAUUCACAACAACAGCACAUAAUUUGGAUCUGUAACAUUCCAACAUGUGUAGAGGACUUGCAACCCUUCCUGCAACAUGCUUAAAAAGUGCCAAAGACAUCAAACAUAAAAUAAGCUUCUUACUCCAGAAGCCUGAGCCCCAGGCAACAGAUCAGAAGCAGAUAAAAGAGAAGGCUGAUGCUGUGGCUGCUGCUGCUGCUUCUGCUUCUGCAAAGAUGCCUACUCAAGCUGAGGUGGAAAAAUGGAAGGAGUCUUUCAGCUAUGUGAUGAGCAGUCAAAAGGGUCGUAAGGUCUUUGGUCAAUUCCUUAAGUCAGAGUUCAGCGAGGAGAACUUAGACUUCUGGGUCGCCUGUGAAGACUACAAGAAGUCCACACCAUCCGAGAUGGCAACCAAAGCCAAAAAGCUCUACCAGCAACAUGUGGAGACAGAUGCUCCUAAUGAGGUCAACUUGGAUGCAGCAACCAGAGAAGAAACGAGGCAGAAUGUCCAGAAUGCCUGCCCGUCUUGUUUCAAUGUGGCUCAGAAGACGAUCUACACCUUAAUGGAGAAAGACUCCUACAGGCGCUUCCUCAAAUCCAAACUAAUCCAGAAUCUGUCUCUGACACAGUCCACUGACGCUGAUGAGAAGAAGAAAAACUGUAAUUAUGCCCAGACCAAGCAGACAUUAACUGGUGGUGCCUAAAGAGCCAGUCAACAUGGAAGACUAGAGGAAGGUGCCGAAGACUGAAAAUGUAGAAUAUAAUUAUAGAAUAGAGAAACCAGUGGUUUAGAAGGUGACUUUAAGGUUAAUGUGACAUGUGGUCAAGAGUUAAUUUCUUUUUCAAUACUUUUAUGUGUUGUUAAUUCCUGGGUGUCUUUGGUAGUGGCCUAUGUUUGAAGUGGCUUCUGUAUGUUCAUUGGUGCAUAUACCCAAAUAUGAUUUUAUUUGUUUCCCAUUUCUGCAUUCACCAUGAGCUAUCAUGUAUUGUCCAAAUCAAAAUUGUUGCUGACUGAUCAAAUAUGUAAUAUUUUAACGUAAAAUAUAAAUACAGAGACUGUUUAAAUGUUUGCUUCUGGUUUCACAAAUCAAAACACAACCUGUUCUCCAACUCAUGGCUAAGAUAUAUUGAUACUGACAACAAAAAACUAUAUUAAGACAUCUCCACCCAACAGACACACCUUCAAACAACCCCAGUGUCUGUGGAACCUGUUGUCACUGUAAUGUAUCUUUUCUUUAUAAGAAUGACCCAACGUAGUCGUAAUUGAUGAGAACACAGACACCAAAAUCAUAAACUAGGUAAGAUAAGCAUUGUAAAAGUAAGGAUGACUGUAACCUAUCAGUGUUUACAAAUACCUGUGUGUAAUUAUGAUGACGAUAAGUAACCCAGCACAAAUGAAGUGGGCAUGUUUAGUUUUUGGAACUAACUUACAUUAAAUGGACUGUCAUGUAAUCGUGUGCUGUGUAGUGACGUUUGGCUGCAGUUCGUUAGACAAUGAAUAAAAAAAAAAUAUACAAUGUAAUGUUACUUAUCAAUUAGUUUUACAUUCCCAGUUUUCUUCUUGCUACCAUCACACAUUCGUACAGCAGCAGAUGGAUGAUAUUAAUGUCCAUGUUCUCAUCACCUUAAAGUAUAUACGUUAUUGAUCAAACCCUGCUGUGUUUCUUAAAGUGUAACCAUAGUAACAACUAGUUGUGCUGUACAAACAUCUUGAAACGAUCCCUGCACUGUGCAGAUGUUGGCUUUGUCUAUUUCUAGUUGGAAUUUUAAGCACGCUUUAAUGUUGUAGUAUUGAUUUCUGCUGCAUUUCUAUAGUUACUGAGCAGUAGGAGACAAGGUCAAACUGUGACUCAGUGGAUCCAUUUCUAAAAGCUCCUCUGUUAGUCAAACUGCUUUGGUCAAAUCUUUAUGACUGUAAUUUGUGCAGGGUACUUAAUUAAAUGUUCAUUGUAAUUGAAUAUAUUUUGGUGGUCUUGAAUAUGAAAAUGUUUCAUCAAAAUGUAAACUGUGAUUAACAGAAAACUCAAUACUAUGUGAAGAUAUUUAUUAAAUUAUGCUGUUGUCCUAUU